Messenger RNA from Suricata suricatta (meerkat), 3179 nucleotides. RefSeq names its product Josephin domain containing 1 (gene JOSD1). Lineage: Eukaryota; Metazoa; Chordata; Mammalia; Carnivora; Herpestidae. Gene Ontology annotation, biological process: protein deubiquitination. The record is from RefSeq and is a predicted model, not a curated record. The transcript is spliced from 4 exons. Gene Ontology annotation, molecular function: cysteine-type deubiquitinase activity. Bases 575 to 1183 code for a protein of 202 amino acids.
CCCGCCGCCCCCGAGGGGAUGGAGAGCCGCCCCCGAAGCCCCCGCACCGCUCGCGAUCGCACGCCGGCCGGCCCUCGCUAGCUGCUCGAAUUUUGCGUUUUACCCACCUCCCGGGCCUUGUCUCCUGAGUCAGUGGCGUUGCGGUUCGAAAGACAUGGAAGAAAAGGAGCGAUGUGACCGAUUCCGCGCGGCCCUCCUGCCUUGAGGCCUGGGUUGGCAGUUGCAGAGAGGAAAAUACAACAAAAAAAUCGUCGGGCGGGGUUUUGGAGGGGAGGGUGGGAGAAAGGCAACGAGGUCUUAGGUUUUCUGAUUUUUUCAAACAUUCUGCACUUUGACAGCGGUAGCGAAAUACACGAAUGCGUAAGUGAUCUUUCUAUUGAGAGGAGAAGAGGUGGAUUUUCUUUUUCCUUUUGAUUCCCACCUAGUCUCCCCGUGACAAAGCAUAAAUCAUGGACCUCAGAAAAUAAGGUUGGACCUCAGGGAUCCUGGAAAGACUGAGAAGCUUACUUAGCAUUCUUCCUCUGGAGGGAAGGGUGGGGUGUUUUCAGCCCUCUCUGGAACCUAAAACGAAAACAUGAGUUGCGUGCCAUGGAAAGGAGACAAGGCCAAAUCGGAAUCCUUGGAGCUGCCCCAGGCAGCACCCCCACAAAUCUACCAUGAGAAACAGCGCAGGGAGCUUUGUGCCCUGCAUGCCCUCAAUAACGUCUUCCAGGACAGCAAUGCCUUCACCCGGGACACCCUGCAAGAGAUUUUCCAGAGGUUGUCUCCGAACACCAUGGUGACGCCCCACAAGAAGAGCAUGCUGGGAAACGGGAACUACGACGUGAACGUCAUUAUGGCAGCACUUCAAACCAAAGGCUACGAAGCCGUCUGGUGGGACAAGCGCAGGGAUGUCAGUGCCAUUGCUCUCACUAACGUCAUGGGCUUCAUCAUGAACCUGCCGUCCAGCCUGUGCUGGGGUCCGCUGAAGCUGCCUCUCAAAAGGCAGCACUGGAUCUGUGUUCGAGAGGUGGGAGGUGCCUACUACAACCUCGACUCCAAACUGAAGAUGCCCGAGUGGAUUGGAGGCGAGAGCGAGCUCAGGAAAUUUCUAAAACAUCACUUGCGAGGAAAGAACUGUGAACUCCUGCUGGUGGUACCGGAAGAGGUGGAGGCCCAUCAGAGUUGGAGGGCUGACGUGUAACGCCCUUGUACCCACCCUUCCCUCAGCUCGGCUCCGGGAUCGUCUGUAACGUGUGGUGGCCAGCACAGUGGGUGUGCCCCUGCCACUUCCCACACAUCUCACUGGGGUUCCCCCUCGGACUGGACAGUGUGAUAGGAAGGACAGACGUGUGGACUGGCACAGGAACCAAAGGAAGGUAGGAGCUCUGUGUGCUUAGGGCAAGCCACGAAAGACCGUUGUUUUAUUUAAGAGAGCAGAAAGAAAGGUGGGCCCUGGCUGAUUUUCCCCAUCCCCAUGAGAACUUGACAGAGGCCCUGCUGGAGUUCACUGCUGCUGUGAGUCACCUGGAGAUGCUGCCUCCCCUUCCCCUUCCCCGGCAACCAGUGGGUCUGAGGACACCGUGCGUGCAAAGCCCCGCUGCCGGGCUUGACGGAUCCAGUGCAGAAGGGCCCCUCAGGAAACCAUCUCCAGAACGCCAGCAGCGGUACAGCUUGCCAUCUCCAACCCCUAAUGUCUCCCAUUGCCCCCAUUUUUAAGGGUGGUUCAUGGCCAUCCUUGGAGUUGUAUAAUGAAAAGUUCUCUAGUGUUCCAUGCCGGGUGGUUGAAUCCUGCAAUAUUCUAGUGGGACAGGGGAGCCAGAUACCUAAGAGGAUGUGGCGGAAGCCAGACUGGGGCGGCCUGGGCGGCCUGGCCGCCUCGCUCCAGCGUCGUCCUUCCAGCUUCACUACAUGGAUUCAGGGGGCUCUGGGCACAAGGCGGGCAGAGGGGCAGUCUUCCCGGUUGACAUACUCUGGCAAAGUCAGGAAACGGUGAGUCUGCUUUUGAUAGCAUCUUCCACUGGUUUGAGACACAGAUGGGUGAGGAAAGUAUUGUGAAGACGAGCUUCUCAGAGAUUAAGAGCAGCUAGAAUUGGUUGAAGUCCUCGGCUCAGAGUCCCCAAAGUGACAAGAGUCAGAGCCCUCGAGCUGGAUGUUUAUGUGCAUCAUGUUAUAGGACCUGGAUCUGUCACGUCUUUAGUUUCCCUUACAAAUCAACUGAAAAUCGAUCUAUCCCCUACCUCUCUAAAUAGUUGUAGGCCACUUUUCUCCUGUAACUUUGGAAAACAAGAGGAGGAGGGCACGUGUACCACACGGCAUGUCACCGAAGUGGUUGUAGCCACCUCGAGGUGGGGUGGCCCGUCUGCCGCACUUACACACAGGCCUACACACAGCCGGUCUCGGCAGGUCUGAGAGCCGCCCCCCUGGCCAGCCGCCUCCAGCAGUAGAGCCAGCCCGGGCUUGCACGUCGAGCCUGAGCACGCUUGACAGGACGGAGUUGAGGCUUUCUCCCCACUGUGACUGGAGUGCAUGUUUACACCAGCACUUUUUCUGCACAUGUAUCUUCAAUCCGACAAGGCCGUUUUUAAUGCUGAGUUCCAGAGGCCACCAAGCGGCUACUGCAUCACACCCUCUCGGCCACUGGCCACAGUCUCUUCUGCACCAAUUUCCACACCACACCUGCUUGGCACCAUGGGGAGCCCCUUACCCCCUGCACAAUGACAUUCCAACCACCACCAGCCAGAAGUUACAGCUGACCUGAUUGUCACAAGCAGGACCUUGGGUCCAUGGGCCCGGUCAGUGAUAGUAAGCCAUUUCCUGGGAGGAGGGGGCGACUCCUCCCCACCACUCUGCUUGGGCCUGUGCAAGUGGCACUUCAAAGGAGUCCCCAGGCACUUGCGAGUCCAUGAGCCAAUGGGAUAUGCAAAGAUGCUUACACAUUUCAGGGCUGGUUUCUCUGUUCAUAUCCGAUUCUGGUGCUUAGGAACAGGGACCCAUGCUGAUGCUCAAGGGCAAAAAGCCCCAUGUCCUUGAAGGAAAGGGGCAGGCCUGACCCUGAUGCCCAGUUAAGGGGCAACCCUAGGCUUUUUGUUUUUCUUGCUUUUAUUCCUUUUUUUUGUUGGCCUUGUGCUGGGUUUGUUUACAAAAGAUGUAUUUUGUUUAACCAAAUAUUAAAAAUGGAAAACUCUGUAUGUCUUCUA